Molecule: messenger RNA, 2577 nt
Organism: Ogataea philodendri
Lineage: Eukaryota; Fungi; Ascomycota; Pichiomycetes; Pichiales; Pichiaceae
Exons: 3
Biological process (GO): peroxisome organization
Cellular component (GO): peroxisomal membrane
Source: RefSeq, a predicted model, not a curated record
AUGGAAACCCGUAAUACUCACCUCAAUUUCUUGGUAAAAUCGUCUUCGUUAUCGUCGUCAUCCCAGCUCUCGUCCCACAAAUGGUCCUGUUGCACAGCUCCCAGCGACUUCUCCUCGGUCCAGUCUGUCGUUAGUUCAAUGGCGUCCGACUCAAAACACUUACCGUCUUCUGGGAAAUCUUCAAAUUCGUCGUCCUCCUCCAACGUCUUGAUCGUUUUCGAUGGCUCCUUCACGGGCCAGCUGCUGAACAUGUCUCCAGUGGUCACCUCGGCACUUUAUACCGCAUUCCCGAUAAUCUAUCUGCUAGAUAAAGCAUUAGCCUUUGUCACUUGGACAAACAGUGAUCCAUACUCAAACUUCAUCACCAUCGCAAUUUACGUCAUGGUGGUCAAAUAUUGGUCCGUUGCAUCCAAUACGGUCCUUGCUGCGCUGAUUGCUCUCACUGUUUGCGUCAUCUGCUGGUUCCUAACGACCAGCAUCGAGGACAUGAGAUCAGAAGACGAACCUCCAACGGUGGAGGAAAUUAUCGAUACCCUUUCAAAUAUGCAGGCACGUUUCCAAUGCUUUGUGAAGCCUCUCGAAUCGCUUGCUAUUCGCUCCCGCUCAGAUGUCUUCAAUCUUUGCUUCAGCAUGGUGGCAAUCACUCCUUUCUACAUUUGGAUCAUGACCCGGAUAUUUAACGUUCGUUGGUUUCUGCUUGUUGUCGGUGUGUUUGCACUGUCGUUCCACUCGUCGUGGGCGUUGGCCACCCGUCACCUGAUCUGGAGAAGCGUCUUGCUCCGCAGAAUCUUCAUUUUUGCUACGGGACUCAGAUUCUCGCUCGAAGACAAAGACGUCGAAUUAUCCGUUUUUGGAGACUUCCAGGUGUCGGAGGCUGCACCAGGGAAAACGAUCGAGUUCCGGGUGCUUGAGAACCAGCGCAGAUGGGUGGGUGUCGGUUGGUCGGAAAUCAUGCUGCCAUUCGAACGGACAUCUUUCACAUACGAAAAUCUGGAAAAGAGCUGCGACUCCCUUGACAAGUUCCAGUUCCCCAACCUUCCCCAGAAACAGUGUCGCUGGAAAUGGCUUGAGGAGUCCUGGAAGAGCGACAAGUCGUUCUCCCAUGGCAGUGACUGGAUGUACUACAACAACAACUGGGAAGAUCCAGCCACAGAGGACUCGCUAACCAAGUUCACAAGAUCACGGCUCUGGAAACGGCGUGCCAUCGUCGUUCUCGACAAGGACCAUAGCCAAAACGAUAUGGCACCGGACAUCGUGGAGACUAAAACCAGUGGACCGAGCGAGCCGUAUUCGGUGGACCGGAUUCGUCUUGAGGCCAUUGAGAGUCGCCGUCAAGAUUGUGCCAAAAUAGUUGGUGAACGCAAGCGGAAGCUCGCCGAGCUGUACUGCGUUUCACGACUUCCGCUUUUGCCCAUUUCCAAUGACCAGGUGCUUCAAAUUGAAGACAAGUUGAUGGCCUUCUUGGAGAAGAAUGAUCUCGAGAACGGACGCGAGUUCAAUAUUGCCAUUCUUACUCACGAGAACCAAAACAGAAGACCAUCACCACCUCAGAGUCAACCACAAUCGGCCGAUCUUUUGGAAUCAAAAGAACCGGCUUUGAAGAAACAAAAGACAGACAAUGCGACCGAGCGUACAGAGUCAAGUGUUGAAGAAAUUCAGAAGAAAUCAGCAGAGCCUGUGGCUACUGUUUCCAAGAAAUCAAACGAUUCUACAAACCAGGACAACUCGACGUUGUCAUCGCUGAUCCAUCUAUACGAAGCAACGCAACAACCCCAUCGUAACGAUGAGAAGUCUAAGCGCGAUCUGGAUUACGAAAAUGUUGAUAUUGACAAGCUGUUGAUCAUGCUACUUCCCGAACUUAAACCACACAAGAUACCAGAAGCGCGUUCUUUGACCGAGUUGUACUACCACCAGCAGACGUUACAGCUUCCAAAGCUUUUGCUAAGGGCGCACAAAUCGUUGACCACCGAGUCAUACGAGACCGCGUUAGUCGAAGGAAAGAUAUCUGUGCUCUACUCGAGAAUGGAGGAGUUGAAACGGAAACACAGCUGGUCGCUCAGGCAACCCAAAAAGAGCAUUGAUCCAUUCCUCGCACGCAGUAAGAAAACACACUGGGAUCAUCUGCUCUCUGAGAUGAAGUGGCUUUCGACUGAUUUUAAACAAGGAAGAAGAUUCAAGAUGGUUCAAUCUUACUACAUUGCCGAAGCAGUGAAAGAGUAUUGGAAAUAUGGAAAAGUCUGUUGUAUCAAGAGAAAGCAGAUACGACUUCUCAGUGACGAAGAGAUCGAGAAGAUCAUGAAUCCACAACCAUCGGCGAUCGAGGAACCAGAAAAGCCCGAAGAACCCCAGGAACCUGCGAUCGAGUCGGAGCAAAAAUCAGAAGCAGCUAGUGAAGCGAUCGAGUCAAUCACAGUUAAACCAGAUACCGAGGAAGCCACUGAGGCACCGGUCUCAGAACCACAGGACGAGGUUAUGGUUGAUGCUCCUUCUGAACAACCAGCUGCUGAGACAGCUGAAAAAGAAGCUCAAGUUGUGACUCCUGAAGAACUUAUCAAGCAGGCCCAGUCUGCUUCAGCA